AUGGUGUUGAUGGUGGUGUAGGGGUGAUGGUGUGUCGAGCCAUCCUCUCCGUGGUUCACAAUCACAGAGUUCACACCUUCAUCUCCCUGGGAGGUCCGCUGAUGGGGCUCUAUGGAGGAGAGCCCCCCUGGGUCCAGAGUGCCUUUCCCUGGUUCCUGUCCGUGGUCUCCGCCUUCUGCUAUUGGCGGCUGGGACAGGAGGUGUCGGUGUGCAACUACUGGCACGACCCGACCCACCAGCAGCGCUACCUGCACAAGAACUUGUUCCUGCCCAUCAUCAACAACGAGACGCCUCACCGCAUGGCUCAAGUGUUCAAGAGAAACUUUGUGCAGCUGAGGCGUCUCGUGCUGGUGGGUGGCUCGGCGGAUGGCGAGCUGAGACCUUGGCAGACCAG
Petromyzon marinus (sea lamprey) is the source of this 394-nucleotide messenger RNA. The record is from RefSeq and is a predicted model, not a curated record. NCBI's taxonomy places the organism in Eukaryota, Metazoa, Chordata, Hyperoartia, Petromyzontiformes, Petromyzontidae.